GUUUAUUUUGUAUUCCCGGCAGGUAUAGCAGAGGUGGCUCCAUGCAGACCCCGGCCUCUGCCACCCCAUGGAUCCUUUGGGUGCCCGCUCGUGUUUCGUAGAUGCGGACGUCUUGCCGUCCUGGGCACAGGAGCCGGAUGGGAUCGACGUUCUCGAUUCCCCUUUGUGCCGCGAAGCUCCUCCCGACAGCGGCGUCCGAUCCCCGUUCCCCCAUAACGAGGAUAUCAAUGACAAAGUGAUCUUAUGGCAGGGGGACGUGGCGUUGCUGAACUGCACGGCUGUAGUAAACACCAGCAAUGAGACCCUCACCGACAAGAACCCCGUGUCUGACAGCAUCUUCGGGUACGCCGGGCCGGAGCUGCAGGACGAGAUGCGGAAGCUGAAAGGUUGCAGGACAGGCGAGGCUAAGCUCACAAAGGGUUUUAAUUUGGCCGCCCGUUACAUCAUCCACACCGUGGGCCCCAAAUACAAGAACAAGUACCGUACGGCGGCCGAGAGCUCUCUGUACAGCUGUUACCGGAACGUCCUCCAGCUGGCCAAGGAGCAGUCCAUGUCCACCGUGGGGUUCUGUGUGGUCAGCACUCAGAAGAGGUGUUACCCGCUGGAAGAUGCCACUCAUAUUGCCUUGCGCACAGUGCGGAGGUUCCUGGAGUCACAUGGAAGCGCUCUGGAGAAAGUGGUAUUUGCAGUCACAGAGCAGGAAGAGGCUACUUAUUUGCGACUGCUGCCCUUGUAUUUCCCUCGCUCCCAGUGGGAGGAGCAAAGCUCCCUGCCCCUCCUACCGCCUGAUAUCGGCAACGCUGAUGGUGAGCCGAUUGUGCCGGAGCGACAGAUCCGAAUUAGUGAGAAACCCGGUGCACAUGAAGAUGACACAGAUGAAGAGGAGGGGCUGGAUCAUGACUUGUGUCUGAUUGGCUCGCACGCCUUUGCUCGCAUGGAAGGGGAUGUCGACAAACAGCGACGCCUUGCACUCCAGGGACAGCUGUCAGGGGCCACUCUACAGAAGCAGCAUCAAAGGAAUUAUAACCGCUGGCUGUCCCGGGCACGGACGGAGGACCUGUCUGACAUCGCUGCACUCAAAGCUUUAUACCAGUCCGGAGUGGAUAACUGCGGCCGGACGGUCAUUGUGGUGGUGGGAAGGAAUAUUCCCGUCUUGGUAAUAGACAUGGAGAAGGCUCUCCUGUACUUUAUCCAUAUGAUGGAUCACGUAGCGGCCAAGGACUAUAUCCUGGUGUAUUUCCACACGCUGACCAGAGAACACAACCACCUGGACUCCGACUUUCUCAAGAACCUCUACGAUGUGGUGGACGCCAAGUACAGAAAGAAUUUGAAGGCUCUGUAUUUCGUCCAUCCGACGUUCCGCUCCAAGGUCUCCUCCUGGUUCUUCACCACAUUCACGGUUUCCGGACUGAAGGACCGAGUCCACCAAGUGGAAAGCCUGCACCAGCUCUUCACCGCCAUCGCGCCUGACCAGAUCGAGAUACCGCCAUUCGUCCUGAGUUACGACGCUCGGGAAAACGGACCCGUCUUCCCAUCGCGCUCCUCCUCUUCGGGUCUAUAAGCUCUCUCCCCCAUCUACCGGCCCCUGUGGACGGCCCUCUUGGGAGCCUCCCUCCCCCCCCCUCCGCCAAUGGAUCCGCCACAGCUGGACAAUACGUGUGGGAAGGCCCCCCCCGACAAUCCCAGAGAACUGCUGAGGGGGGGGGGCUCCCUGCGUCUUAUUUAUACUUUUGCUGACGUGUAAAUAGAUCCGCCCCGGGCGGAGGUGGCGUCCGGCUAUCCCAGCUCCGCUCAGAAUAAACCGAGUCCCUUUAUAAUGUGAUUCUGCCGCCCUCUGCGUCUUGUUUUAUCGCCUUCGGUACCGACAGCGAUAUGACGACCGUACAGCAUGGAAAAUCAUUUCCACAGGAAGUAUCGAUCGGCCUGUCGUCUCUUCACUUUGUAUUGAAGACGCCCAAUCAGGGCGAA
Molecule: messenger RNA, 1968 nt
Organism: Rana temporaria (common frog)
Lineage: Eukaryota; Metazoa; Chordata; Amphibia; Anura; Ranidae
Gene: GDAP2
Product: ganglioside induced differentiation associated protein 2
Exons: 13
Coding region: 68-1561 (497 amino acids)
Source: RefSeq, a predicted model, not a curated record